UUUAAGACAGCAUUAAUGAAUUUUAUUAAGUGUUCCAAGGAUGCAUUAAAUGUAUCCGAAGUGAAUGAUCUUGUAUCACAUACAGAUUCCAGUUCUGACCUUCUAUUUGUUGAAAGGAAUAAAAUUAUUAUGCAAAGUUUUGAUGAUGAAACAGAAAAUGAUCAAUUUAAAAAGUAUUUUCAUCACACUUGUUUUGAAAUUCGUUGUAAAUGGAAAAGUAUACUGCACAUUGCCAUAUACAAAAAAAUAGGGUUAUUAAAUAUAAAUGAAAUUAGCUUUAUUGUAGCUGUUAGUUCAUCAUCCGUGUCAGAUGCUGCAGAUGUUAUUCAGUUCGCUGUAAAUAAAAUUAAAUCAUUUGAUCCAUCAGAUUUCAUAGAUGAUACUUAUGGUAAUAUUCAAUACAAAAAUCAGAAUAAAUUAAAUCAUGAUUUAGUUGAAAUUGAUGAUGUAUCCCCGGAUUUAAUUCAAAUCAAAGCCAAUAAUUUUGAAAUUAAUAGAAGGAUUGAAAACUUCAUUCAAAUGAAAAGGACAGCCAUAAACCAAAGAAAUAUUAAGGAAUUUGUUCAAAUUAAUUUAAUGAAAGCUUCUAAGCAAAACAUUUCCAAUGAGAAUCAGUGUGCAAGAGUUGAUGCAGUUCUAUGGAAAAGAUCGGACUCAAAAAGUCAUUUGAAAAUACAUAAAGUAGUAAAUGAAUGGGGACCCCAAAUUUCAAAGUCCUCAACUAAUAUUGAUGAAUGUAUUAGUAAACAUACUUCUGACUUGCCAAUUUCAGUUAAUGAGCGUAUCACAAAUUGCGAGAAGCAUGUUGGUGUGGAUCGUCCCUUGUCUUCUGAUAUAUAUGCUAGAUUGAAACAUAUAGAGGACAGAAUUUUAGAAUUAGAUUCAAUUUCUCCUGAAUACUCCAACUUCUGGAAAAAUGAUUCUGCAAAGUUACCUCAACAGAUAGACAAAUACACAAAUUUCAAUAAGAAUAUCAAAUUUCAUACUAAAACUAAAUACAGCAUGGAAGAUUUACAUAAUAAAAUAUCAGAAAUCAAGAAAAAAGUUAAAACUGACUCUAGUUAUCAUUCUGAUAUGUAA
This is a messenger RNA of Ctenocephalides felis (cat flea), 1080 nucleotides long. RefSeq names its product molybdopterin synthase catalytic subunit-like. Lineage: Eukaryota; Metazoa; Arthropoda; Insecta; Siphonaptera; Pulicidae. Bases 16 to 1080 code for a protein of 354 amino acids. The record is from RefSeq and is a predicted model, not a curated record. Gene Ontology annotation, cellular component: cytosol. Gene Ontology annotation, biological process: Mo-molybdopterin cofactor biosynthetic process. The transcript has a single exon.